AUGGUGCAAACCCCGUCCCUUUUUAAAGAUGCCGUUCUGGUGAUGCCAAACCUGUAUGGCGACAUUCUUAGCGACCUCUGUGCUGGCUUGGUUGGAGGAUUGGGAUUAACUCCGUCCGGAAAUAUUGGUUCCGAUGGUGCAAUUUUCGAGUCCGUCCAUGGCACGGCACCAGACAUCGCGGGAAAAGAUAUUGCCAACCCAACGGCGCUUCUUCUCUCAUCCGUAAUGAUGCUGAAAUAUAUGAAGAUGAAUACGUUUGCAAAUAGAAUAUACUCGGCAGUUUUGGAUACCAUCUCUGAAGGAAGAUACCGGACCAGGGACCUUGGUGGCACUUCGUCCACCUCUGACUUUACCGGGGCCAUCUGCGACCGGCUCGUACUAUCGGAGGCGUCAAAUUAA
Mitosporidium daphniae is the source of this 399-nucleotide messenger RNA. RefSeq lists its product as uncharacterized. The transcript has a single exon. Gene Ontology annotation, biological process: tricarboxylic acid cycle; isocitrate metabolic process. Gene Ontology annotation, cellular component: mitochondrion. Lineage: Eukaryota; Fungi; Microsporidia. Gene Ontology annotation, molecular function: magnesium ion binding; isocitrate dehydrogenase (NAD+) activity; NAD binding. The record is from RefSeq and is a predicted model, not a curated record. The coding region runs from base 1 to 399 and encodes 132 amino acids.